Messenger RNA from Lathyrus sativus (Indian pea), 405 nucleotides. NCBI's taxonomy places the organism in Eukaryota, Viridiplantae, Streptophyta, Magnoliopsida, Fabales, Fabaceae. The record is from the annotation of a GenBank genome assembly.
AUGGCUGUCAAUAUUGCAAUCCUUAUAGCCAGCUUGCUCUGCAUUCUCUCAUCGGUUUCCUGUGGGCGUGUGAUAGUUGGAGCGAAGACGGAGAUUACUGACGUGAGGACAAACAUGGAAGUGCAGAAGCUUGGGAAGUUCGCGGUAGAGAAGUACAACUACAAACAAAACAACGGCGGCGGUGAGGCGUUGAAGUUUGUGGAGGUGGUGGAGGUGGUGGAGGCGGAGAAGCAAGUGGUGUCAGGGAUGAAGUAUUAUCUUAAUAUUUCAGCCGUUGAUCAUAAUGGUGUUCACAGAAUGUUCACUUCCGUCGUGGUGGUUAAGCCGUGGCUUCAGUACAAAAAGGUUCUCCAUUUUGGGGAUUCAUCUUCUACCUUCCACCAAUUACAAUAUACUAGUAUGUAA